Botrytis fragariae is the source of this 204-nucleotide messenger RNA. RefSeq lists its product as uncharacterized. The record is from RefSeq and is a predicted model, not a curated record. The transcript is spliced from 2 exons. Bases 1 to 204 code for a protein of 67 amino acids. NCBI's taxonomy places the organism in Eukaryota, Fungi, Ascomycota, Leotiomycetes, Helotiales, Sclerotiniaceae.
AUGCCUUUGUUCUGGUCUAAAGGAGUUGGAGGCAGAAGAUUCGGUGCAAACAUAACUGCAGAUAGGCAUGGUGUCAGAAAACCUGUCUGGCUUCAAAACACCUUUACAACGCGUCUUGCGAUUAGUAACGAGAAACGAUACCUUGAAUUUCUUUGGGAGACGACACAGGGAUGGAAUGGAAGACAAAUUUUGAGCUUGAUGUGA